AUGGUAAACAUAAAUUGGCCAGGGCUUCUCAAAUGGUCGACUAAAUAUGCAGACGGCACCAUCGACACGAACAAACGGCUAAGCCAGGAAGACAUUGAGUUUCUUCAGGGGGCGAUCAAGGAUGCCCUGAGUCAAGUGGAGGAUCCAUACGAAGCGAUAAACGAAGCAGUACGUAACUUUGAAAAUGAUGAUGAAGGGAUUAUCCUGGCCUCGGCCAAAAUCGUGGAAAGGCUAGUCGACGAGUACCCGGAGGUCUCGCGCAAUCUACACAAAAUAAAUGCAAUAGAUCCCUUGUUAAAAUUGUUAAACCAAACAAACAAUCACAUCCUAGAGUCGGUGUUGCAAAUAUUUUCCCUAGCUCUUUCAAAUAAUCCUGAACUACAAGAGUGCGUCUUCAAAAAAAACGGCCUAAAAACAUUAUUGCUGAAGCUCCAAGAAUCACAGAAGACGGUGAUUGAUAAAAAAUUAAUAACAGCUAUUUCUGCCCUGAUUAGACACCAUGAUGAGGCGGAAAAUAAAUUUAUUGACUAUGGUGGGGUAGGAUUUUUAGUGUAUGGGAUGCAAACAAAUAUUUACCAGUACCAGGAGAAGUCGGCUCUGCUGCUAAAGCAUCUGGUACAUCAGAACAAAAUUACAUUUGAAAUUUUUUUAAAAAAUGAAAUAAUGAAAGGACUCAUAUGUCUUGCAAAAAACAAAAAUAUAGACGAGACAGGUAUACAAUAUGGGGAGACGACAGCCGAACUCUUUUUGGCUCUGAUGCAGAACCACCGCCAUAAAUUGGCCAAGUUCGGUUACCUUCAUAACUUGAAGGUGUUGAUAGAGGAUCGCUUGGCCUACCUCCGCGUUGUGCAGGACAGCGCGUCGUACGACGUCUCCCAGGAGAUUGAAUUAUUCACGGACUGCUUGAAAUUGACCAGCUGGCCGGGAGCGAAGCAGCCAGUUUGA
Plasmodium fragile is the source of this 945-nucleotide messenger RNA. RefSeq lists its product as uncharacterized. The record is from RefSeq and is a predicted model, not a curated record. Bases 1 to 945 code for a protein of 314 amino acids. The transcript has 3 exons. NCBI's taxonomy places the organism in Eukaryota, Apicomplexa, Aconoidasida, Haemosporida, Plasmodiidae.